Molecule: messenger RNA, 3663 nt
Organism: Oldenlandia corymbosa var. corymbosa
Lineage: Eukaryota; Viridiplantae; Streptophyta; Magnoliopsida; Gentianales; Rubiaceae
Source: the annotation of a GenBank genome assembly
AUGUCGGAUUUUUGCAGAAAGCUUGAUACUGCUGAUUCUUUUUCCCUGGAACUCCUGGAGAAGACUGACAAGUUAUCAACUUCGUGGCCAUCGAAUCACUUCUCACCACUGGUUGAAUUGGGAAUUUGGGAUUUUGACAAAACCUCGUACCAAUCAAUCCUAUGGCUAACUGCAAGAGAUGAGAAGAGGGGUCUUGAUGCGCUCCACCAGCUUCAAGAAAUCGGAGGUCUUUCUGAUUCUGAGGAUGUGAUCUAUCAUCAGCUUGAUGUGGCAGAUCCAUCAAGCAUUGUUUCACUAGCCGAGUUCAUCAAGGCUCAGUUUGGAAGGCUUGAUAUCUUGGUGAACAAUGCUGGAAUAAUUGGAACAAACAAUGAUGCUUAUACAGCUGCGGCUGAGGAACUUGCUUCAGGGACAGAAUGGGAGAAAAUCGAUUGGAAUAAGAUUAUUGUUGCUGAAACGUAUGAGUUGGCAGUGGACUGCUUGCGAACAAACUAUUAUGGCUCAAAAAGAAUGAUUGAAGCCUUCACCCCCACUUCUCCAAUUAUCUCAAUCACCCAGAAUUGUCAAUGUUUCAUCAAAAAUGGGGCAAAUAUACCAAGCGAAUGGGCAAAGUGGAUGCUAGGCGAUGACAAGUUUAUCAUAGAAGAGAGAGUAGAUGAGGUGGUGAAUAAAUUCAUGCAAGACUUCAAGGAAGGUUCCCUGGAAUCCCAAGGAUGGCCUUUAUCCUACUCUGCUUACAUUGUCUCAAAAGCAGCCAACAAUGCAUACACAAGAAUUGUGGCAAAGAAGCUGCCAGACAUGAAAGUCAAUUGCGUUUGUCCUGGUUAUGUCCAAACUGAUCUUAACAACAACACAGGCAUGCAAACUGCAGAAAAAGGUGCUGAAAAGAUUAUGAAGCUUGUGAUGCUGCCUGAUGAUGGUCCUUCUGGCUUGUUUUUCGCGCGAUGGGAACUUUUGCAUUUGGGAAUUGGGAUAAUCUGUUGUAACCAUGAUUACUGCAAUGCAAGCUUCUUUGCGCCUAGAGAAAAUGUCAGGUUUGCAGUAGUGACUGGGGCAAACAAAGGGAUAGGAUUUGAGGUUGUGAGGCAAUUAGCCUCUCAAGGAAUCACUGUGGUGUUAACUGCAAGAGAUGAGAAGAGGGGUCUUGAUGCAGUCCACAAGCUCAAAGAAUCUGGUGAUCUUUCUGGUGAUGUGAUAUUUCAUCAGCUUGAUGUCGCAGAUUCGUCUAGUGUUGCUUCACUUGCCGAAUUUGUCAAAGCUCAGUUUGGAAGGCUCGAUAUCCUGGUGAACAAUGCAGGGAUAAUUGGAGUCAAAACAAGUCAUGAAGGCUAUUCUGCUGCAGCUGCACAAGCAGCUACCGGGACAGAAUGGGAAAAAAUCAAUUGGAAUGAGAUGAUUGAUUCUCAAACGUACGAAAUGGCAGUGAACUGCUUGCAAACAAACUACUAUGGUGAUAAGAGAAUGAUUGAAGCCUUUACACCACUUCUCGAGUUAUCUAAAUCACCAAGAGUUGUAAAUGUUUCCUCAGUAACGGGGCUUCUAAAGUACAUAUCGAAUGAAUGGGCAAAGGGGACACUAAGCGACGAGAAGCAUCUUACAGAAGAGAGAGUGGAUGAGGUGGUGAAUGAAUUUCUGCAGGACUUUGAGGCCGGAUCCCUGGAAGCCAAAGGAUGGCCUUUAUUCUUUGGGGCUUACAUUGUCUCAAAAGCUGCCAUUAACGCGUACACAAAGGUCGCAGCGAGGAAGCAGCCAAGUAUGAAGAUCAAUUGCCUCUGUCCUGGUUAUGUCAAAACUGAUAUUAACUACAACACAGGCUUCAUAACUGCAGAAGAAGCUGCUGAAAAGGAAUUAAGUGGAGCAGACAGAGACAAAGAAAAUGAUGCUUUUACUGCUGCAAAAGCUGCAGGAAUGGUAAAGUUUGCAGCUAAAUCUGGUGUUAUGUUCUUUUCUUUCCAGAGUUAUCAGCCGUUUGCAGUUGUGACAGGGUCCAACAAAGGGCUGGGAUUUGAGAUUGUGAGGCAAUUAGCUUCUCAUGGAAUCACUGUGGUGUUGACAGCUAGAGAUGAGAAAAGGGGUCUUGAGGCUGUGCAGAAGCUGAAAGAAUCUGAUGGCUUUUCUGAUGGUAUUCUGCUUUUUCAUCAGCUUGAUGUGUCUGAUUCAUCCAGUGUUGCUUCCCUCGCUGAAUUCAUCAAGAAUAAAUUUGGAAGGCUUGAUAUCUUGGUGAAUAAUGCAGGAAUAAUCGGAGCCAGCGCAGACAGUGAUAUUGCGCAAGCUGCUGCUGCACAAGCUGCUUCAGGGGUCAGGUUUUUUUUUUUUUUUUUUUUUUUCCUUCCUUGAACUGCAGAUGAAUCUGUUUGGCACAGUUUCUUUGAAGAAAUAUAACAGUCUACAGUUAGACAGUUCACAAUGACCAUAUGUCUAUAUACAUCAAAAGGAAUGAAAAGAAAAAAAUCAGGAUACUCAAAAAUAUUUUGAUUAAUCAAAAAGCUCACCCCUGUUUGUAUUUCUUUUGUGCUGCCAUUUUCUUUCUUUGUAGACUGCUAAUGUUCUUUUGUACCACCCCUUCAGCUUCCCUUUAAUUUCAUGGGGAGGUUGGAUGAUAAGAUUUUUAUUAUCUAAUCUUGAUUCUGUAUAACCAGAUUUACUUUAAUCUUGAUUGUUGCAGACAGAAUGGGAUAACAUCAAUUGGAAUGAGAUGAAUAUCCCUCAAACAUAUGAACUGGCAGUGAACUGCUUGCAAACAAACUACUACGGCGCAAAAAGAAUGGUUGAAGCCUUCAUGCCACUUCUCCAAUUAUCUCCAUCACCCAGAAUUGUCAAUGUGUCCUCUGAGUAUGGGCUAUUAAAGGUGAUCUUAUUUUAAAAUCUUCUUCUCAGUUACCUUGUUUGGAAAUGUUGAAUGUUAUUUGAAGUCUUGUAUAGCAAUAGGACACAGAAAAGGCCUAUCAGAAAACUUACUUGUGGAUGGCUUUGAGUCUUUUUGCACUAUUGGAAAAGAAUGCACCUCAACUGUGUGAUGCUUGACAUUUUUCACAGUAUACGAAAAGCAUGUCACAGAGGAGAGAGUGGAUAAGGUGGUGAAUGAAUUUCUGCAUGACUUCAAAGCAGGAUCCUUGGAAGCCAAAGGAUGGCCUCUAUUCUUUGGGGCUUACCAUGUCUCAAAAGCAGCCCUGAAUGCCUACACAAGGAUUGUGGCAAAGAUACACCCUGAUAUGAAGGUCAAUUGCAUCUGUCCAGGUUUUAUCAAAACUGAUUUCAACUUCCACGCCGGCACGAUAUCUGUUACAGAAGGUGCUGAGAAGGUUAUGAAGCUUGUGCUGCUGCUUGAUGAUGGUCCUUCUGGCUUGUUUUUCCUUGGGGGAGAAGUAUCAUCCUACUAAUAAAAAAUGGCCCACUAUUAUAUAUACUCUUUAUGUUUAUAGUUUUGUAUAUAUACUCAUGAUCUAGGGGUUAUCCAUGUGUUUUACAUAUAGAUUAAUAGAUAAAUAAUGUGUAGAUCAGUCAAGAGUUUUGCGACAAUCACUAGUUGAAGCUGCAUUUUUAUUUCUUGUUGUCGUGUGCCAUUAAUCAUCAAAAUCUAUUGUGUAUUAAUCAUGUUUCAGAAAAAAAAUUUCCCUUACAACAAUUUUAAGUUGGAUGUAGAACACUACAUAAAGGUCUGUG